Messenger RNA from Penicillium pulvis, 2799 nucleotides. RefSeq lists its product as uncharacterized. The coding region runs from base 1 to 2799 and encodes 932 amino acids. The record is from RefSeq and is a predicted model, not a curated record. NCBI's taxonomy places the organism in Eukaryota, Fungi, Ascomycota, Eurotiomycetes, Eurotiales, Aspergillaceae. The transcript has a single exon.
AUGGCAAAUCCUCUUUUACCCCUCUCAUCCUCCUUCCAGAAUGCACGAGCUCGGUCUCCCAAGAUCGGCUCAUCGCCAUUCCUCACCAAAACAAUCGAUGAACAAGCCGAGUCAGAAUUUCGCGUUCCAUCAAGUCCAUUGAAAAAAGCCUGGACAGAUCAUGUAUCACCAGACCCCAGUGUGUACGAUUCGAAUGAAAAUUACAUCCCUAACGACGACGACGAGAUUGAUGCAAACAACGAUAAUGCCGCUUUUCAAGAUGCCGAUAGCUCACCAUUCCGGGAAAAUGCGCGAGAAGACACCGUCGAUUACCAAAAAUUGCAAGAGUAUCAACAACGCACACCCUCGCAAUCGCGGCAUCGCUUUGGGCUGGGACCAGCAGAAGACCCGAUGAGUUCUCCCUUUCGUCCUGAGGGAAAAGACGAAACGGUAGACUUUCAGAGACUGCGUGAGAUACAACCAAUGUCACCUGGCUUGAGUAAGCGUCUUGCCAUCGAUAACCCGGAAAGUUCUCCAUUCCGACCAGAAGGGAAGGAUGAGACAGUGGAUUUCGAUCGGUUGCGCGAGCUGCGGGCUGAAUCGCCUGAUUUUGAUGAGCAGCCUCUGGAGCCAGAAAGUUCGCCACUUAGAUACGAUCCCAGAGAAGAAACUGUUGACUUCCAUGGUAUUCGAGAAGACGAAGUCAUACGAGAGUCUAUGAGCAAUUCUCAGCCAACUCCUCCCAAGGCGCAUAGUUCACCUUUCCGACCCGAUGCCGGAGAUGAUACUCUCGAUAUGCGAAAGUUACGCCCGACACCUCGUCUAUCACCGGGCAUGGAAAGCAGUCAUUCCAAUGCUGCUACGCCUCGGAAAAGAUCGUUUGACCAGACUCCGCAAGAUUAUGGCGAAGACGCAGAGAUCAAUGAGCGGGCAAAAAAGGGCAUGCUCAGCCGAGCUCAAGGUCCCGAGAUUCACAUCGAUCUUGAAGAUGAGUCCAGCGUCAUCCACGACCAAAGUUUGCUUUCAACUGCGAGUGCCUCUCAAGACCGGUCGACAAUUGCAAAUAGUAUGAUUGAAGACAAGCACAAUGAGGGCAUGAGUACUGUUCUUCAUGACAAUGAUGAUAUGAUGGACAAAGAAAACGACGGCCAUGAUGCUGGAAAUUCCAACCUUAGUGAAGACGACCACGAUCCCAUGGACGAUACUGGUUUGAGCAACUUCUCUGUCCUGCCAGACAUGACCUCCUUUGCAAACCUUCGUGCCGACUCGCCUCUAAAGUCAAUGCGUGGCAGCGUGGGGCCCAGCCUACCUGCUACCGCAAACAUGUACCGUCGCAGUGUGGAUCCAGCAACUCCAGGCACUGCACGAAGAUCGCAUAGAGCUAGUGCGCUGCUUGAUGUCGAUUCAUCGAUUGGAUCGCCUACCCCCAGAAGACGGGUUUCUCGAGACAUCGGUAACCCGGAAAGGACCCCCAACUUGCUCGAUUUCUCCGAUCAAAUGAACUUCUACCCUCGUCAUUCGACGCAACAAAACUCUCAGUACUCUCCUCGGCGGUCUCCCGUGAGGAAUAUGCGGCAAUCCAUGCGGUCGCCAUCAAAACUGUCUCUACUGGAUUUCGAUAUUCCGCCUGCACCAACACCCCGCUCCAUUCCCACUGUCACACCCCGUGAAUUAGAGUCGCUCAAAUCCGGCUUCAUGUCAGAGAUCUCUUCGCUCAAGGCCACUCUCAGUGGCAAAGAGGCGGAGGUCGCCUGCUUGAAGACAGCAAUAGGAGACGCAGAGAGGCGAGUUGGAGAAGCCUUGGAAGAAAUUCGCAAUGAGGUUGCCCGGAGAGAGACCUUGGAGAUUGAGCAGGCCGAAUGGGACCGCCGAGGUAAAGAUAUGGAAAGAGUCCUGCAAUCCGUCCGCAGUGAGCUGGAAGAUGGUGAACGUGAGCGAGACCGCCUCGCUAGAAAAGCUGAAGAUGCGGAAAAGAGCAAGGAACAACUUGAAAGCAGAAUUGUAGAGCUUGAGACACAGCUGUCCACCGCACGUUCUUCUACUUCAGAAUCUGCCAGCCAAGGGUCACGACGACCCUCACAGUCGGCAGAAGACACUGCACGGGAAGUGCAGGAUGCCGUUGAGAAGGUUGCUCGUGAGCUUCACACUCUCUACAAGGGCAAACAUGAGACCAAGGUUGCAGCAUUAAAGAAGAGCUAUGAGUCUCGCUGGGAAAAGCGCCUUCGUGAGUCAGACAACAAGCUUACUGCUGCCCGCGAGGAAAAUGAACGGCUGAAGGCUGAGCGUAAUGCUGCCGACUCCGACUCCAUGGCGGCCGCCAACGCCAGCAUGAUCGCCCGUGAGAAUGAUGAACACGAAGCCGAAAAGCGUGUCUUUGAGGCUCAGAUUCAAGGCCUACAGCAUGAGAUGGCGGCAUUGAAGGAAGACAGUGAAAGACUGCGCUCCGAGCUCAGAACUGAGCGUGCUGAAAAGGGAGAGCUUGUUGCUGCUGUUGAUGAGUGGCUGAACAUCCAGGCCACCCAGCCUGCGCCAGUUCAGCAACAGGAAAGGGAGCCUUCUGUCUGCUCUGCUGGUAUUCCCGAGGAGGAUUACCAGUCAACCAGUGAACCUCCCGCCGAAAACCUUCGUCGAAGUGUGAGCCGUUCUGGAUCCAGUGGCAUUCGCCCUCCUUCUACAACUGAAAAGAAAGGUCCACGUUUCGGAGCCCCGGGUGGCCAUUCUCGCGGUAACAGCGGAGGGAAAUCCGGCAUUGCUGUGUUCACUCCUGGGCGCGGUGGAAUCAUGAGCUCUAUUGAGCGAAUGGGACGUGGAGGUGCUUAA